Messenger RNA from Amphibalanus amphitrite, 423 nucleotides. RefSeq lists its product as uncharacterized. NCBI's taxonomy places the organism in Eukaryota, Metazoa, Arthropoda, Thecostraca, Balanomorpha, Balanidae. The transcript is spliced from 2 exons. The coding region runs from base 1 to 423 and encodes 140 amino acids. The record is from RefSeq and is a predicted model, not a curated record.
AUGGCCCUGCUGGAUCCGCGUGACUCCAGAUAUCGACGGCGUCUCGGCUCGGCCCGACGAAAAGACCCGGUCGGUCUGUCUGUGGUGUUCAACCGAAAGCUCUGGCUGUUCCUUCCAUCGGAGCAGGAGCGUCAGGGAUGGCGCCGCCUAUUGACGACAUUUGGAACCGAGGCUGUUCAGCAGAAAGAACAGGAAGUGGUCGAACAUCAAGAACGCGAAGAGAGCAGGGAUCUUCUGUUCGAGUUGGUGCAAAAGGAACUAGAAAAUGAAAAUGGGUCAGGCGCUAAGGGUAUGGCAGCCUCUACCGACGAGGAGGAAUGGAGUAUCGUGACAGCAGCCAUUGCCGACGCGGACUCGGACGAGCGUCGGGCCAGGGUCAUCCACCGGGCCACGCCCAAGGGAAGGAUAUAUUAUGCCAAGUGA